Messenger RNA from Oryza brachyantha (malo sina), 1646 nucleotides. Its product is annotated as cytochrome P450 89A2-like. Bases 10 to 1452 code for a protein of 480 amino acids. The record is from RefSeq and is a predicted model, not a curated record. Gene Ontology annotation, molecular function: oxidoreductase activity, acting on paired donors, with incorporation or reduction of molecular oxygen, NAD(P)H as one donor, and incorporation of one atom of oxygen; iron ion binding; heme binding. Gene Ontology annotation, cellular component: membrane. The transcript has a single exon. Lineage: Eukaryota; Viridiplantae; Streptophyta; Magnoliopsida; Poales; Poaceae.
GUAGCUACGAUGCUACUCACUGUAGAUAUGAUGCUCCUUCCUACUCUCCUCGUGCUUACGCUCUUCUGCCUCGCCGUCUUCCGGCGAACUACCAGGCGUGCCCGUGCUCCGGCAGCCCUCCGGCAGCCAACCGUUGAGAUCCACGACGCCGCCGUCGCCCGCCGAGCACUCAUCGACUACGCCGACGCCUUCCUUGACCGCCCGGCAGUUCUGCCCUUCGACGACGCUGCUCUGGCUGGCCGCCGCCGGAGCGACAACCUCACCACCGUGCCCUACGGCCCGCACUGGCGCGUGCUCCGGCGCAACCUCACCGGCGGGAUCCUUCACCCGUCGCGCGUCGGCCUCCUCGCACCGCUGCAGCACAAGGCCGUCGAUGCGCUCGUCGCUGACAUCGCCUCCCGGCCCGCCGGCGAGGUGCUCGUCCGCGAGGUUGUCCACGACGCCGUGUUCCCGCUGGUCGCGCGGCUGUGCUUCGGCGAGGACAUCGGCGAGCGCCACGUGGGGGACUUGACGCGCGUGUUUGAGGACUUCGAGCUCGACGUCGCGGUCAAGGUGUUCGACGGCUCGACGCUGGCGAGGUUCGUGCGGUGGUGGCAGAUGCGCCGCUUCCUCGCUUCCCGGCGCCGGCAGGCCGAGGUGUUCCUCCCUCUCAUCGCCGCACGGCGGGCGAAGCAACGACGCGACGACGGCGCGUUACGUCGUCCAUACGUCGACUCGCUCCUCGACCUACGCAUCCCUAUCGGAGACGAUGACGCCGACGACGCCGCGAGCGGCGAGGGCAUAGAAGGGGCCCACUCCGGCCGCGCGCUCACCGACGACGAGAUGGUGGGCCUCGUGUCGGAGUUCCUCAGCGGCGGCACGGAGUCCGUCGUGGCAUGCAUCGAGUGGACCCUCGCGCACCUCGCCAUCCAGCCGGAGCUCCAGAACAAGCUGCGCCGCGAGGUACUCGACGGCGACCGCGGGAGCACGCCGCCGUACCUCCGUGCCGUCAUACUCGAGAGCCUCCGCAUGCACCCGCCGGUGCCGCUGACCAUGCGCGACGUCCGCUCGGCGCAGGCGCUCGACGACCUCUCCUUGCCAGGGGGCGGCGCGCGGGUGCACUUCAUUCUCGGUAGCAUCGGGCGGGACAGCAAUGCGUGGACGGAUCCCGACGAGUUCCGGCCGGACCGGUUCAUGGCCGGCGGCGAGGGGGAGGGCGUGGGCCCGCUGCCGGGGCCAAAGGAAGUAAAGAUGAUGCCGUUCGGCGCCGGGCGGAGGUUCUGCCCGGGCAUGGGGCUGGGGAUGGCGCACGCCGUCCUUUUCGUGGGCGAGCUCGUGCGCGAGUUCGAGUGGGCGCCGGCGGCGAGCGGCGGCGUCGACCUGACGGAGGUGGAUGGCUUCUUCAAGAUGAUGCGUGCGCCGCUCCGGGCGCGCGCCACGCCACGCCAUGACGAGCCUCCACGUAACACAUGAUACAUCCAAAUUAAGACUUCAAUAAUAAAAUUUGGAUAGAUUACAAAUUACUGCAAAAUUUGGAUAUGGACAACACAUACUUCCGGCUUUCAUGUUUGCGUACGUGGUGAUGAUUUAUACAUGACAGAUCUUUUGGCUUUUCCGUGAAAUAAGCGGACCAAUAUAUUUGUAAAUGAAAAAAUAAUUGGUGAAUA